AAGGUGACCCAACAAACAGAGUCAGGCAGCAUGAGGAAAGUUUGGCAGAGGCAUUCAAACACCUGAUGAAGUUUGCAGAGAGGCUGCCAAAUGUGGCCAGACUUGCAAAGACUAUUGCAAAGUAACGAGGGGGCAUCAAGAACAGAAAGAGCACAAGCAGUGAUAGACAAUCCACACCUGACAGAUUGGUUUUUCAUGCAAAGGCUACAGAAGUUCAUCAAACAUUGGCUUGAAGGUGUCUUGGAUGCUGAAUGGUUUUGGUAUAGGUUUGAAUACCAGGCCAGAGGAAGUAUACAUGCUCAUGGAUGUGCUAAAUUAAAGAAUGAUCCAGAUAUUCGAUUAUUACGUAAACGUGCAUGCCAAGCAGUGCUUGAGAAAGAGAAAGAAAAUGAAAUGUCCCCUGACGAUUUUGAAUUCUCUUGCCAGGAAAUUGUCAGAGAGGGUGAAGAUGCGGAGAGAAAGCUAAUUAGUUACGUUGACUGGCUUGUGACCACAGUUAAUGAUGAUCUGCCUGAUGAGAACUGGACACUACCAGAUCCACACCCUUCUGCUGUGAAAGCAACAUCAGUUGAUAAUCAUGAUGUUGAUUAUCACAGGUUAGUAAAUUCAGUAGAGAGGCACACCAGAUGCAGUCCAGCGUAUUGCCUGAAAAAGAAGAGGGUUGACCUGCCUGCAGAGUGCAGAUUUGGGUUCCCAAAACCAUUACAAGAGGAGACUGCACUGAUUUAUGAGGUUCGAGGUAAGAAAAAUAAAUCUGUACACUCAGAGUUGCAAACCAAGAGAAAUGAUGAGAGGCUGAAUUCACACAACAGGGUCAUGCUUGAGAAUUGGCGGGCCAAUGUGGAUUUGCAGGUAAUUGUAGAUGAAAAGGCAUGUGCAAGAUACAUGGCCAAGUAUGCAGCGAAAGGGGAACCACGAUCAAAAUCUGCUUCUGACAUACUGAAGUUGUCUGUAUCUUCAUUACAGAAUGAUGACCAAGUGUCUUCUGCAAUCAAGAAAGCAAUGAUUCAAGUUGCUGGUGAUAGGGACAUGGCUGCUCAGGAGACUGCCCAUAUGUUACUCAGUUUGCCUUUGGUAGGCUGUACGUAUAGUUUUGUUACUGUUUCUUUAGAAAACAGUAGAAAAGUGAUCCUUGAUGCAGAAAAUCCACAAGAGGAAGUACUUCAGAAUUCUGUUCUUCAAGAUUAUGGAGAGCGGACAAAAGUGGAGAGUAGGUAUAGGGGGUUAUCUCAGUUGAAUUUGAUGCAGUAUGCAUCUCAGUUCACAAGAGUCAGAGGUGAGUUGACAAAACGAGUGAAUCCUUAUAUUGUCAGGACAUUUCCAAAGCUUACAGCCAAUCCUGGCAGCCCUACCUUUGGAAAAUACUGCAAGUAUCAACUCAUUAAGUUUAAACCAUGGGAAGAUAAGUCAUCAAAUGCAUGGGACAAUAUGGAGGAAACUGAUGAUAUGUUUAUUAACACAUAUGCUUCAUUUCUUCAGACAGAUUUUGCUAGAGACAAUGUAUUUGGGUAUUCUAUUGAAACAGAGAUGGUCCAUGCUGCACAGACAGAUGAAACAUAUGGAACUGAUGAAAGUAGUGAUGAAAGCGAUGACGAACAGGAUCAACCUAAUGAGGAAGAGCAAAUUGAGGAUUGGAUGUUGUUAUGUAGACUCAACCAACAUUAUGAGGAUGCAGGAGAUCAAAUGGCAAAUAACGAGGCAGUGGAUUGGUUCGAAGCAGCAAGAGGUGUGCCUGGGGAUUUGUUGAGAGAAUCUGCUGGGUGGAUUUCUAAACAGAGAAAGGAUGCAGAGGAGCAAGGUAUGCAGUAUCAAACAGGUGACCAACAAGUGGUGGUUGACCCAGGGACCUUGAAUGACAAACAGCGACUGGCAUUUGACAUUAUCACUGCAUCCAUGGCUAAUGAUGAAUGUGAACCACUACAUAUGAUUGUAAGUGGUACUGCUGGCACAGGUAAGACAUAUUUAAUUAGUGCCCUAAAGCAAGUAUUGCAACACCAAUGUAUUGUCACAGCAACCACCGGAAUUGCUGCAUUCAGUAUUGGUGGUCAAACUUUGUAUUCCGCAGCUCAACUUCCGAUUCGGGAAUACAGAGAAUUACAGGGCGAUUCCUUACAGAGAUUGCAGCUCAGAUUGGAAGGUAAGAGGUUUCUCAUUAUUGAUGAAAUGUCAAUGAUUGGACAUCAGAUGCUUUCAUGGCUUGACAACAGACUACGUGCAGGUACAGGAAAAGAGGAUAUCCCAUUUGGUGGGAUGUCGAUUAUCCUAAUGGGGGAUUUCGGCCAGUUACCUCCUGUAGGCGAUAAACCAAUGUACAUUGCAGGUAAUGGAUCUGUAAUCAGUGACCAUGGUCACAGUAUGUAUUUAACAUUUGAUUAUGUAGUCAUUUUAGAGCAGGUCAUGCGACAGAUUGGUGAAGACCCAGAAGUAGUUGCAUUCAGGGCGCUAUUGAUGAGAAUGAGAGAUGGACAAGUUACCGAGAUGGACUGGAGACUAUUAAUACAGCACUCCAGACCUAACGUUUCAAUGGAUCGAUUUAGUGAUGCAAUCCGGCUGUACUUUGAUAAAAAAAGUGUCGCUGAAUAUAAUUAUGAGAAGUUGCUAGAGAUUGGACAACCCUUGGUCAAAAUUCAAGCAAGGCAUUCUGGUCGAGGUGCAAGUGCGGCAACAUCUGAUGAAGCAGGUGGUUUGGAAGCUGUCCUCUUUUUGUCAACCAAAGCAGAAGUGAUGCUGACAUGUAACCUUUGGGCAGAAGUCGGUCUUUGCAAUGGCUCUUUUGGAACUGUUGAGCAAUUUUGGUUUGCAGAGAAUAUGGGUCCACCAAAUCUACCGAUUGCAGUACUGGUUCAUUUUCCAGCAUAUUCUGGCCCUGCAUUUCUACAAGAAUGUUCAAAGUGUAUACCUGUGCCUCCAAGACUGUUUGAGUGGAUGGCGGAUGGAAAGUAUUUGUCAAGACAACAAUUGCCCUUGCGGCUGAGGUAUGCAAUGACGAUACACAAGUCCCAAGGACAGACACUAACCAAGGCUGUUGUUGAUUUAGGUAAAGGGGAGAGAGUUGCUGGCUGCACAUUUGUGGCAGCAUCUAGGGUAAGAUCAAUUAAUGAUAUUGUGUUUGAACCUAUGACAUUUGAUCGUCUGAAAGUCAUUGGUAGGAAUAAAAAUUUGAAGAAGCGACAAGAAGCGGAACGACGACUUCGUGUGCUUGCAGAAAAGACUGAGCAGAGGCAUAAGCAUUGAAUAUAUGCAUAUAAAGAUAUGGAUUGUAUUGUAAGUUGUUAUAUCCUUUUGUUUAAUGAUACUGGGCACCAAUGUGCUUUCGAGGAAAUCAUAGUCGCCUGCUACUAGACACAAUUUUAGAAGUGAAGUUUGUAUGUCUUAUUACAACUUUGCCUCUAUAAUUUUGUUUUUGAGGAUGGCAAUGUACUGUACAUGUGUCAUAUUGCCUGUUACUAGACAUGAUAUCAGGUAUUAUGCUUUUGAGGGUGGCUGUUGACAUGUACACUAUAUCAAUCAGGUAAGUUACCUAUUUACAAUAACAAUCAAUGAAAUGAAAACCACAAUACCAUCGCGCGGGGAUAUUUCGUGAUUUGCCUGGUAACAAUAAUAAAGUACACGCAAAAUUCACGUAUAACAUAAAUUUCAAAAAGAGCGCGAAAAUAUCCUGCCGAUAUCCUGCUGUUUUUGGACUGCGGUAAGUCUUUUUCAAAAUAAAAAACUUUAUAAAAUAUUAAACAUUUCAAAAUUCGCUCGAAUAAAUUAUAAUAUACUAUUCCACAGUCGACAAUUUGAUUUACCAAUUUACGCACAGAUAUUUUAGGGAGAAACUUCUGUAUCCUUUUUAUUGCAUUUUAAAAUUGGCAUGUUUUUCCAACGCCGACGCGUAUUGUCUUUUGUGUUUAACUUUUCUCAAUAAACUAAUGAAACUAUUGUAUUUCUUAUAUAUUUUACAGCUACAAAAGUCAUAAAUAUUAUUUAAAAAAAUAUCAUCUACAAGGAGAGAAAAAAGUAAG
Molecule: messenger RNA, 4007 nt
Organism: Dendronephthya gigantea
Lineage: Eukaryota; Metazoa; Cnidaria; Anthozoa; Malacalcyonacea; Nephtheidae
Product: ATP-dependent DNA helicase PIF1-like
Exons: 4
Coding region: 91-3234 (1047 amino acids)
Biological process (GO): telomere maintenance; DNA repair
Molecular function (GO): nucleic acid binding; DNA helicase activity; zinc ion binding
Source: RefSeq, a predicted model, not a curated record